AUGACAUUACUCAACCCGGUUACUCACGAACGGGACUUUUCGGGCGUGCCUGGUGCCAUCGGCAUUACUCUUGGCUUGCCUACCCUCAUCAUCUGUUUCCACCUCAUUUGCAACCCGUCUUACGUCGUGGAGGGCGUUUCGCUCGACAUUGACGCGAUCAUCGCCCAGGUUCCACCGUUGAAUGACCUUUUUUUCAAUUACACCUGCUGGAAGGCGUAUCUCGCGUGGUUUUUUACCUUGGUCGCCUUGGACAGACUCGUUCCAGGCAAGCAUUUGCAGGGCGUGGAGUUGCGCGACGGAACCAAAUUGCCAUACAAGAUCAACGGAUUGGCAAUGUCCGGGCUUCUCGGAGCGGUUCUUGCGGCCAGAUGGGUCUCCACCGCAGGUGAAAUGCCCGAAUUGCAGUUCAUCUACAACAACAUCGCUCAGCUCACCGGAACGACCAUCGUAUUCUCAUUCUUACUCGCAGUCUUUGUCCACGUCUGCUCGUACCUUCCAUUGCGUGCUGCCAACGGGAAAAACACCAGAGAGCGGAUUUUGGCGGUGGGCGGCAACACCGGCAACCAGAUCUUUGACUGGUUCAUCGGCCGCGAACUCAACCCGCGGAUUGGUGCCUGGGACAUCAAGCUCUUUUGCGAGUUGAGACCCGGCAUGCUCCUCUGGCUUUUGAUCAACCUUGCGUGUUUGCAUCAACAGUACCACACAACUGGUCACGUAAACGACUCGCUUGUACUUGUAAACGCGCUCCAGGGAUUCUACAUCAUCGACGGGGUGAUUAACGAGGAAGGGGUGUUGACAAUGAUGGAUAUCACGACUGACGGCUUUGGCUUCAUGUUGUCGUUCGGCGACUUGGCGUGGGUUCCGUGGGCCUAUACCCUCCAGGCGCGCUACUUGGUGGUCAAGCCAAUCCAUUUGGGGGCAGUGAACGUGGCACUUAUCGUCGCGUUGAAGGCGCUUGGGUACUACAUCUUCCACUCGUCUAACCAGCAGAAGUCUGACUUCAGAAAGGGCAAGCUAGAAUACAUGGAGUCGAUUAAAACAACCACCGGCUCUAAGUUGUUGUGCGACGGCUGGUGGAGUCUUUCCCAGCACGUAAACUACCUCGGUGACUGGUUGAUGGCCUGGGCGUGGUGCUUGCCUACCGGGUUUGGGACCGUGUUUACGUACUUUUACGUGGUGUACUUUGGGGUUUUGUUGGUGCACAGACAGACGAGAGAUGAGGCAAAGUGCCGGGCCAAAUAUGGAAAGGCCUGGGAGGCGUACGAAAAGAGGGUGCCGUAUAAGAUCAUUCCGUACGUGUAUUAGUCGGGCUGUGACAGCGACGAGAUUCUGUAAUUAGUUAAGCAUAUAUAACCUUGGAGUGUGGUUAUUCAAUAGUACUUAUUGCUGGAAAUAACUGGCACAAGUAGGAUACAAGUGCAUAGUUUAUAUUUAAUAUGAAAUGGCGCACGAGCUUUCUGAGAUCGUCCCAAUUAAUGGC
Molecule: messenger RNA, 1480 nt
Organism: Babjeviella inositovora NRRL Y-12698
Lineage: Eukaryota; Fungi; Ascomycota; Pichiomycetes; Serinales
Gene: ERG24
Product: delta(14)-sterol reductase
Exons: 1
Coding region: 1-1305 (434 amino acids)
Biological process (GO): ergosterol biosynthetic process
Cellular component (GO): endoplasmic reticulum membrane
Molecular function (GO): Delta14-sterol reductase activity
Source: RefSeq, a predicted model, not a curated record